AAAUCCAGAGAAAAUAGGACAAAUUCCAAACAAACUAAAACUCACAUCACGUUGUAUAUAUGUAUGCAUGUAGAAUCAUAGCGGCUACAUAAAUACUUUGGUAAUUGAAUACGCAAACGAAAAAGCAUUAACAUUAAUAAGCGAGCAAAAAAUUCCUACAUUACUUGAAUCGGAAAGAAAAGUUGUCGUACCACCUUUUUCUUGACGACAGAGAAGAAAGCUAAUUCAAUAAAAAAGAGAUGCGCUGAGACAGGCCUUUUAUUGCUUGACCAAGACAAGACCAGCUGCGUUUGCGCACUUAAGUAAAGUUAAAAAAAAAAAAACAAUAAGAAAUGCAACAAACUAAAAAUAAUCUAAGCCACUGUCUGUUUUGAGCGCACCGCUGGCCACUACUGUCCGAAGUUGCGCUGAGCUGCAUAGUCGCGAAGUGUUAACUGGCUGCGCGCACUCAGCACAGAACAGUUGCGUUUGGAACGCGUGAGAGUCAAGAACGUUCGUGCAAGAAUCGCGCUUCAGCUCGUAUAAGCUUUAGAUAAAAAUAAAACUAAACCAAAAUUGAAGAUACAAGUAACGCGCCUAGAAUUUAAAAGAAGAGGAGUCUUGCGUGCCAGCAAACAUCAAAAGGAAUGCGUUGCGCGCUUUUGAUUUUCGUGGCCGUUGUCGGCUCGGCAGCGGGUCACAGAUAUGGCAAUUUACCAACGUCGGCAGGCUAUGCGUUGCCUGCAAGUGUAACCAGUGCUGUUGCUGCCGCAACGCGUGUGGGUAGUGGCGAAGCGACCACUUCUGCUGUCGAUAACGCCAACUCGAUAAAUGAAUUGUUAUUUCCAAAAACUACAACAACAACAGCAGCAGCAACAGCGGCACUUGAAUCAACUACCGUAACUGAAAGUCCAGCCGCAGCUGCAAGCGAAAGCAGUGGCGCUACCACUACGCAAUCUGCAUCAACUGCAAACUUUACUCCGACCGCUGCAACCGCCGCCGCUUCUAUUGUCCCUGCAACGGCUACCAGCACGAAACCACCACAAGCCCUUCCGCCAAAGGACGAAGAAGCUGUCAGCGAAUCGCUUACUGAGCUGCCCGUCUCCUCACCGCCAACAGCGAUUUCGCUGCCCGAAAGCGUUAGCGAUGUCGAGCCACUACGGCGUCGUGUCGUAACCUACGACCAGCGACAGGAGGGUCAAUACAAUAUACGCGCUGAUUUGGAGAAUUUCAUGAUUGUCCUCAUUCCACCCAGCUCAUCGGAGGGACUGAACUUCCUCGAUUUGCUUUCGAAAUCGGCAUUGCGGCGAAAUUCUUUACGCUCGAAAUCGAAACGCAAACAUUUCACAAACGCCGCUUCCGCUAACAAGUACCGUAAUCCCCUGAAAUCGUCGGCGUCUCUGCCAGCCAACUUACAAUAUGUGGGACGUCAGUCUGCACCCAACAAUCUCGAUGCGUCCCGCGGUUAUCUCACUGCACCCCCCUAUGCGCAGACGCCCUUUGAUGCCUUCAUCGGUUCGCAUUCUUCGCCAGCGGUCUACUCCACAUUGGGCGCAGCCUCAAAUCGCCUAACGGACUUCAUCGAGGGCCGUACCACAUCGCGCUUUGAUAUCGCUGCCGCCAAUUCAGAUCCCGACCGCCCAGUAGAUGUCUUGCCACCGCCCUAUCCACUCGCCUAUCAGCACCUUAUCAAACCCUUUCACUUGGAAGCCGAGCCAACCGUAAUACAGGCGCUGCCACCACCCGAACUGAACACUGCGCCAGCGCAUAUUUCCGGAAACUAUCUCGAUAGCUACAAUCAACUGCUAGCACCAGGUCUUUCAGCCGGCAGCAGUGGUAAUAGUGGCGAAGUAGCUACAAUUUCCACUGCCACAACCACCACAGCAGCGGCCGUACCCAGUGACAGUGCCAGCGGCUACUAUCGUCUUUCGCGGGCCAUACGCGGUGAAAAUUUACUCGACUCGAAUCGCGGCAGUUCACUGAAUAGCAUACAUCAAAAUAUCGCCGAUUUACAGCCAGUUUAUCGUGCUGAACAUUCAUUAGGUGCCACUUACCUAUAUCCGCCGAUCGACACGCCACGCAUCUACUUCAAUUCGGACGUGAAUGCAAAGGAGUUUGAGGCACCACAUGACGCUAUUGAGCGCUCGCAGAUUGUGGAUGAUGUGGAUGAUAACGCUCAUGUGGGUGAGCUGUAUGUACCGCCACGCGAACUGAAGGACGACAUUGAAUGGGAACAUUUCUUUGACACCAUGGUCAAGGAGGCAAAUGACUCACUGUGUAUGCCUGGGCAACGACGCGACAGCUACGGCAUGUGUCGCCAAGUUGAGGGCUAUUGAGCGUCAAGACUGGACUGAACUGCGUACAAUUAGCAUUUUAUUAAAGUAAUAGAAUUAGUGAAUCUGAGCAGAGUCGAUUUAUAUGUACUUAUGUAGAUUAUAAGCAACGAAACUGGAAAAGAUUUCCAAUAAUUUUAUAGUUUUUUUUUCUGAAAUAAGCAAACAAAUUACGGUAGGCUAAGCACUUAAAAACAGCUGCUUAAAUUUUAUAAGGCAAGUAUUAAGUAAAGUUUAUGAAUAAACAAGUAAAUUCUUCGAGGCAGUGAAAAUUUUAA
Messenger RNA from Rhagoletis pomonella (apple maggot), 2590 nucleotides. RefSeq lists its product as uncharacterized. Bases 627 to 2315 code for a protein of 562 amino acids. NCBI's taxonomy places the organism in Eukaryota, Metazoa, Arthropoda, Insecta, Diptera, Tephritidae. The transcript has a single exon. The record is from RefSeq and is a predicted model, not a curated record.